AUAAUGUGAAGAGCAUAGACAACGCUAUUUUAUUUACGAAUUCACGCAAACAUUUAAUUGGAAAAUAUUCUCUAUAUCGCUUACACAAAUAAAUCUGGUUAAUUAGUAAUCCGAAAAAUCGAGCUGUUAUUGUGUCGAAUAUUUAUUUCCGCUUAGAUAUUUGGACUGUUCAAGUGUUUACCUCGCUACGUUGACAAAAGAAAGAAAAAUGAAAAAAUUGAAGCGCGUUUUUAUUGAAACAUUCACCAUCCUUCUAAUACAAAUAUUAAAUAAAACGGAAGCAGGGUGCACCUGGGGCACGAAUUUUUGUGAUGUUAGGUGUACCUCUGCAUUUUCUUAUCAAACCGGUUCGGAAACACCACAACAAGUUAUGGCUCAUCUAGGGCAGAUAUGGAACGAGCGUGAGAGUUGCCAUCCCGAUGGAAUUAUUUUAACAUUGGAUUCUGUGGCCCACCCCAAUUUCAAUGUCGUGGCAAAUUGGUUUACUGCUCCGGUGAAGGUAAAGGAGUUAGUGUUUCCAACGAGUAAUGGCAUUUCUACAAUAGAAGCCAAUGCGUUCAACUCAACUGCCUUGGAAUCCGUUACAAAAUUGACUUUUCCGUCGAUGGGUGUGAAUCCAAUUGUCACGGGAAUCUUCAAUGGUCUUGUGUCGUUAGAAGAGCUCAUUCUUGAAGGAGCUUCUAGGCUGGGCGUUAUUGGAAAUGGUGUGUUAGACCCUCUGAGUGGAACAUUAAAAUAUUUUAGUUUGGUAGCAUCAAGUACAAGUUGGUCUGAGAUAAGGAUUAAUGGAUUUACCGGCUCGGAACCAUUAACAGCGCUGACGACUGUGAAAUACAGUUACAAUCUAAAGAGUACCAUAAACCAUAAUUCAUUUUCCGGCCUACAAGAUGUGAUAAAUUUAGAUUUAUCCGGUUGUCAAAUUGAAACAAUUGGUGCUGGCGCUUUCGAUCCAAUUAGCAAUUCUGUGAAAUAUCUGAAUUUAAGAAACAAUCAAAUUAAAACUUUGCCGGAUGGUAUCUUUUACAACAUACUGUUCAACAAUAUAGGGACAAUAAACUUGGACGGCAAUAAGUGGGUAUGCGACUGUGACCUUAUGCCUUUUAAGUUGACUUUAAUAGAGAAUGGGAAUGGCAAUUUCGAUGGAUCUUUUCAAUGUAACAACCCAUUGUACCUCAGAGGUUAUGACAUUAUUGAUACAGACUUUUGUGAUGAUUACAUUCCAUCGCCAACAACGGAAGGUACCACAACAACUGCAAGGAGUACAACGACUUCAACAAGCACAACGACUUCAACAAGCACAACGACUUCAACUAGCACAACGACUUCAACAAGCACAACGCCAACGACUGCAACAAAUACCCCGACUGAGGAAAACACAACGGAACACAUUAUUCCAACGGAACCAUCAAUCCCCGAAGAAUUCAGCCAAAUUUGUUACGAAGCGGCUGACAGUGCAGCAUCCAAAAGCGUUUCCAUUAAAACACCAAGAUCCGGUCUACGAAUUAAUGAAAACGUCUACGGCGAUACAAUAUUGGAGAUCGAAGCGGAAGUUGAAAAUUCCGUGUUAAUUUGGUUUUCACAACUCGACCGAGAAACUUAUCGCAUUGCAAGCGACGACGUAACAUGUGUGAUUAAUUCAGGAAGGACUGUACCAAUUACAGAUUUAGAAGAAGACAUAGCAUACACAUUCUGUCUGAUGGAUUCCAUCGAAAAAACCGUUUCGCCACUGGACUGCAUUUCAUACACGAAGGCUAGAGUUGGUGAACAACCAUGGAUGUAUAACGAGAACAGAAGUCUCAUCAUAAGUAUGACUGUACUCGCCUGUUUUAUCAGCGUCUUGAUUGGUUGGGCUAUCGGUUUUUUUACAUUUAACCAAAUUAUUAAAAAGAAAAAUCAGCCACAGGAAGCAAACGGCAUGUCCUGCAUCAAUGACGUAUUGAAGGAAGCAUUCAAAUCUAACAGCAUGAUGAGGCAACAACAGAGAGUGUCUACGAUGACCACAAGUAGCGGCAACACAAAGAGGACGACUAACUUUACCGUAGACUACUACUUAGAAGAUGCACCACCAUUGCCCGCCCGACCUCAAUCGCAUCCAUUUGAAGAACCAAUAUACGCUGUAGUACGUAACUGAGGGUGAGGGUCGUUAAAGUAGGUUCUUGCCAUUAUUCUUACACGGUCAGUGAACUGGAAUGAUGAAACAUUUAUUUUUCCUUGGUUUUAAUUUAAGCUUUUCCAUUGUCAACCCUUCGUUUCUGAAAUAAAGACAAUUGAAAAUUGUU
Molecule: messenger RNA, 2279 nt
Organism: Bradysia coprophila
Lineage: Eukaryota; Metazoa; Arthropoda; Insecta; Diptera; Sciaridae
Cellular component (GO): plasma membrane
Molecular function (GO): protein binding
Source: RefSeq, a predicted model, not a curated record